GAGUGACUCGUUGACUGCGGCGACCGCAAUUUCGGCAACAUGGGAGCCGUUGUGGGAUUUAUUCUGAACGGAUUUUAAGAACCGUCGGGAAAAUGGCAGAGAGUGUGGGGGUGGACGGCCCAAGGAACAACUACCAGUAGCAAUUACAUCAUAUCUGGGAUUGGAUGCAUCAAUUAUUUGCAUAAUGACCAACAUCUGAACUUCUGGCUCUCCUAUGAUGCUAAGCCUCAACCCCAACCCCUCCCUUCAGGGAGGAGCGUGUGAUCAGAGGGUCAACUCAAGGUUGGAGUGGGUGGAGAUCAUCGAGCCGCGCACGCGGGAGCGUAUGUACGCCAACCUGCUGACAGGCGAGUGUGUGUGGGACCCUCCUCAGGGUGUUCGCAUCAAGCGGACUGGUGACAACCAGUGGUGGGAGCUGUUUGAUCCCAACACCUCGCGCUUCUACUACUACAAUGCCUCCACCCAGCGCACAGUGUGGCACCGGCCCCAGGGCUGUGACAUCAUCCCCCUGGCCAAGCUGCAGACUCUGAAGCAGCACACUGAUGCUACUAACCCCCGUCCUGCAGGUGGAGGAGGAGGGAGAGCAUCAGCUGACAACAGCCCCGGACGCAACAGCGGGGUCAGCCGAGAGGGAAGUACUUCCUCCUCCCUCGAUCAGGAGCUCUCUGAAAAACAGGGCAACAGAGAGGAGGCAGACAGGACUUCACCCUUUAGGUGGAACACUGGUACAAAGGAGCGAAUGCUAAUCAAGGUGACGGACAGAGAGCCCAGCUUCUUGGCCCACCAGGGAAAUGGUUAUUCCCCCUGUGACCCCCCCACCCCUGGUCCCCCCUCUGGAGGGGGCACCACCUCACGAACCCGCCGUUCCUCUGGAGGAAACCCGCCUCAAGAACCCGAUGGCUCCCCCGUUCUCUAUUCCGACCGCCGUCAGUCUCCCUUUCUGAAGAGGGCUGAGCUGGGCAGCACCGGUACCCACCGCCGCUCCUCAGCUGACUCCCAGCCUCCCUCGCCUCGCUAUGCCUAUGAACCCCCACUUUAUGAGGAGCCUCCGUCAGAGUACCAGCCCCCUCCCAUCUAUGAGGAGCCCCCCACUGACAUGCACCUCUCUGACUCCUCCUCCUUCUACGGCACUGGCAAGUCACCUGCUCGUAAGUCUUCAGCCCCCCUCUAUCACUCUCCCAAGCAGGGCCAGUCGCCUUAUGGCCAGCUGGUUCUGACCAGGCAGAAGUGUCCAGAAAAGACCCAGAGUCUAGAGUACAGUCCUGUGGGGAAGGAGUACGUCAAGCAGCUGGUGUACGUGGAGCAGUCGUCUUCUAGCCCUCGCUUCAAGACAGCUGACCGCUUGCUGCGUUAUGGCACUACAGGGGGCUAUGGUGGCUCAUAUGGGGGAUCCUACACUCUGCAGCACAGCCAGUCUCUAAUCAGGGACCCCCGCCUACUGCUGGACUACAGUGGGGAGGGUGGAGAGGGAGGCCAGAGGUUGCUUUAUGAAGACUCCAUAUCCUGGACAUCCAGUCAGACCCACUCCCUCUCCUCUUCCUCUACAAGUGGUCCUGGGGCUUUCUCUCCCGGAGGUAACCGCAAACGGAAGAGCCGCAAGCCGUCCCUCCCCCAGGAACUCGCACGCUGUGGAGGGCAAGAGGGGGAGCUGGCAGGCACAGCAUCCGAGGCGAUGCUGGCCCAGGCCAGGCUGGCGUGGGAGGCCCAGCAGGUGAUGAAACAGAGGAGCAGUUGGGACUCUGGACAGGGCGGGGGGGCUGCCCAGAGUGGCGGCUCCAAAGAUGGCUAUGAGAGUGACGGGGCAGUGCCUCUGCCACUACCGGGACCAGUGGUGAGGGCGUUCAGUGAGGAUGAGGCGCUGGCGCAGAGUGAUGGCCACCACUGGAAACGCAGCACCUUUGAUCGGCUGGGCUUCCCCCAGGCCCUGCUGGAGAAAAGCCUCUCUGUCCAGACCAACCUGGCCUCCCCUGAGCCUUAUCUCCACCCCUCACAGUCGGAGGACCUUGGAGCCUGUGCCCAGUUUGAGGCCAGUCGAAAUGCCAGGAAUAUGAUGCCGAGCGCCAGCUGUGGCAUUUUCCCAGAAUUCAACCUGAGAAAGCCCUCCUCAGAGACCGACAUCGAGAACUGGGCAUCCAAGCACUUCAACAAACACACACAGGGUCUGUUUCGAAGAAAGGUGUCAAUUGCCAACAUGCUGGCCUGGAGCAGUGAGCCCAUCAAGAAGCCCAUGAUUGUCACCUCAGACCGCACUGUGAAGAGGGAGGCAGUGGACAUCUUUAAGCUCAUUCAGACCUUCAUGGGAGACCGUCGCUCUAAGGCUGACUCCCUCUCUGUUGCUCUGGAGGUGGUGGUACGUGGGUGGAGUAACCAGGGUCUGCGGGAUGAGCUCUACAUCCAGCUGUGUCGUCAAACCACCGAGAACUUCCGCUACGACAGCCUGGAGCGAGGCUGGGAGCUGAUGGCCAUCUGUCUGGCCUUCUUCCCCCCCACACCGCGCUUUCACACCUACCUGGAGGGCUACAUCUACCGACACAUGGACCCUCUCAAUGAUACCAAGGGAGUGGCCAUUAGCAGCUAUGCUAAAUACUGCUACAGGAAACUGACAAAAGCUGCUCUGACUGGUGCCAAGAAGGGCCUGCAGAAGCCUAGUCUGGAGGAGAUCAAGCACGCCAGGAAUGCCAUCUUCAGUCCCUCCAUGUUUGGCUCCUCCCUGGAUGAGGUGAUGGCGCUCCAGAAGGAGAGGUAUCCGGACAGCCAGCUGCCCUGGGUGCAGACUCGCCUCUCUGAAGAGGUGCUGGGUCUCAAUGGAGACCAGACAGAGGGCAUCUUCAGGGUACCAGGGGACAUAGAUGAAGUCAAUGCCCUCAAGCUGCAAGUGGAUCAAUGGAAGAUCCCCACAGGACUGGAAGACCCACACAUCCCAGCGUCUCUGCUGAAGCUCUGGUACAGGGAGCUGGAGGAGCCACUGAUCCCUCAUGAGUUUUAUGAGGAGUGUAUCAGUCACUAUGAUAACCCAGAGGCAGCUGUUAAUGUGGUGCUGGGCCUGCCACACAUCAACAAACUGGUGCUCUGCUACCUCAUCCGCUUCCUACAGGUAUUUGCCCAGCCUGCCAAUGUGGCCAUCACCAAGAUGGAUGUGAACAAUCUGGCCAUGGUCAUGGCUCCCAACUGUCUGCGCUGCCAGUCCGACGACCCCAGGGUGAUCUUUGAGAACACCCGCAAGGAGAUGUCCUUCAUCCGGGUGCUCAUCCAGCGGCUGGACACCAGCUUCAUGGAUGGAAUCCUAUAGCCCCCCCACCACACACACACACACACACAGACACAAACUAUCCAUACUUUACCCCCAGCUUCCCCUACAAUCCCUUUAACCCACUUCAUGACAGGCCCCUACACACUCCCCCAGCACAGGAACAUCAUACAUACACAUUGUUGCUGCUGGGUGAAUACCUUGCCUCUCCAACAUGUUUACUUUUCUGGAACUAACAAAACUGCCUUGUUUUGGAGUUUGACCACUGUACAUUUUGAGUUGAACCAGCUGUAUUUUCUAUUUCUGUAGACAUAGUCCUUGAACUGACAUUGACAUGAGAAAAACACCACUAUUGGAGUUCCAAGGUUUUCAUAUGCUAACAGUACUGUGUGUGCCUUCACAUACAUAAUACCGUAUACACAUACAGUAUGAAGGAAUUAGCAGGGAUCUCAUCAUUCAGUUGGAUUCAUGUUAGACUCACUGGCACACUCACACUUCAGGACCGCAAAGGUUCAUUUCACAUCCAAAUUAUUUGUUUUAUAUGAACUGACUGCUUUGUUUCCCCCUGCUUAAACACACACGCACCGUCACAUACAAAAUAGACACACAUAUUACACACACAUAUUAGUACAUGCACACACUUGUAUUGAAAGUCUUGCUCCAAGAUUCCACCUUCUGCAGUGUACAAUACCAUAUUAACACACAGCAAGAUUUAUCACCGAGGUGAAUGAUGCAUUCAUUAACAUGACACACACACAGUUCUGCCACAGGUGUUCAAGACUCUCACACAUAAACAAUGCAUUCAUAGCACCAGAUUUUCACAAGAUAUAAAGCCUAACUGCACAAUUCCAUCAGUAUUUUAAUAUAUCAUAUUAAUCUGGCAAGAUUUUAACGGCCCGUGUGUCACACUGCCACAACUUAGACGGAGCUGAGAACUCAACACAGAGGCUCCCGUUAGCCUCAAGAUGGCAAGCUUGUGCUGUCUAAAUGAGAAAACAUCCAACAAGACACAACAUUUAAUGUGAAACAUAGCUUCACCCUGUUAGUCAGGUGUUUCCUGCCAAUAACCUGACUUAAAACAAGUGUAGUUGUAAAGGAAGACAGGGAUAAGGUGGGAGCCCUGUUGGUCACUAAGCCAUCGAGUGAGGAGAACAUGAACACUAAAUCACCCUGAGUUUUGUUUGGACUUCAAGGUUUUAACGCUUCCAUCAUGUUGGGUUCAUGGACAAAUAAGCAUAGACUUUGCUCAAAUUGUUAGUACAUUCUAGAAAUGUUAAAAGUAUAUUAUGCAGGGUGUCUAUUACUGUUUGCAAACACAUUCGCCAGUGAAAGUUAAAGCCAACCUCAGAUUCAUUCUCGUUUGGCAUUUUGCCUGGCUAUAUUUGUGUCUGUUGGAUGCCUGCUGCUUACGGUCCAACACCUGCUUGCUACCUUUUUAUAAAGUCAUGAUCUCACCUGAGUGCUGUGGGAGUACACACCCAUAAACUUCCCAAACCCAGAAAACAAGAAAAUCUAGACAGAAGGCAGAUUCUCUGCAGAUAAAUACACCACAACACCAUUCUACUGGGUUAUAAGCAGGCCCAAAGCAGCAGUGAUCUAAAAUGAAAAUCUGUGGAAUUCUGUGCAAUGUUUUUUUUUUUUGCUCGUUAUGUGAUAAACAAUAUUCAUUUAUGAUAACAAUUGUUUUUGAACAAAAAUAACCUUACACAAUACAUUAAAACCUAAAAUGACCAAAAGCAGGUUAAAAGAACUACCUGGUGAAUUUUAGUAGAAACUUUGAAUCAAAUUUUAUUUAAUCAGAAAUACUUCAACAAAAUAUAUAAACAUUUGUUGGAAAAGUCAAUCAAACAAAAUGUGGGACACAUGGCCAUUGAAUUGGACGGUUCAAUAUAGAGCAGAGUGAGAGAAAUUAAUUUGCCAGUCUAUUAACAGCAAGUCUUAUUUUGGCAAUUCUUCUCUACACCACUUACUUUGAUUUUAAAGCUAUCUGAAUACAACACACAAUUGUCACACACAUGCACAAGGAGGUGGAGGGGACAGUGACAACAUUCUGAGUUUUACUGGCAGCAUCUAUAUUUUGAAAAUCUGCGGAAAAUCUGUGGAGUUCUGGGGCACUGAUUCUGUAUGGGCCUGCUUAUAAGUGGUGAUUUAGAGAAAUUACUUCUGUUUGAGUCUAUACAUAGUUUUCUUUUAGGAAAAUCCUGUAUAAUAUAUCGUUAGGUAUUUAAACAAAACAUACUCAACACAUUAUAUUGUCAGAGUGGGUUGUCACAAGUUAUUUCAGUCAGAGUCUUGAAAAGUAAAAAAAAAAAAAAGUACGAAAUUGAGUCUUAUUAGAUUUUAGAUUUACAAAAGUCUAGUCUAUAGAAAAGUCUGAUACUGUACUCUCUCUUGCCAGCUGUAGGCAGUAAUGUUAGUUAUAAAAUAUUUUUGCAGGCUGUUAAACACCUGCAGACGAAAGGUUCUAUUGUUCUUACAGUGGACUGUACUGUAGCAGGCUGUCCAAUCCUGUUUUAUGGAGUUUCAGUCAGCACCAUGACACCUGUAACAGACACUGUCAUGACUGCAAGCCUUAGUAUAACAUGGAAGCUCAUCAGCUCAUAAUGAGAAAGUGUUGAUUUCAGAAUUAAUUUUUGAUAAGUUGAUUUAUCCAUUCAUUUUCAAGGUGUAGCUUGUGUUGAUUAAUUUACAUGCUAAAUCUUGCUGAGAGGCAGACACUGCAGCCACCCACAAGUGACAGUUAUGGUGGAUGCUAAAACACAGGAACACUAAGAGAAUGAUCAUAAGCCUACUGCUACUGCUCCUACCAAAGUGUGAAAAACUGUAGCAGACAAACCUCUGAGUGUAUGAGAUUAAGCUACAGUGUGUUUUUUGCUCAUGAGUUAAAAUGUCAUUUGUAAGGAGAUAUGAAAUUACUUUUUUCAAAAGUUCCAUACUCUUGAUUUUGUACACACACUACAGUAAGAGUAGUGCUAUUACAUUAUACUGAUUGUGAAAUACUGUACAAACCAGCAAUUGCUAUAGUUAUCUGGUAUGCAGCACUGGAGACAGUAACCACGGUCCAGGUGGAUUUUGGUGUCCAUGUUCUAAUCACUUAACACAUGGAAGGCCAGUUUAGUUUCUCCUUACUGGCUGAACAUGUGCUAACAGGAAAUAAGCCAGCAACACUUGCCUUGGCUCUGGCAGAUGAUGGCCUGUCUUUGAAUGAAACAUGUAAACUGAUCUCACAACAGUUUUAUAUUCUUUAGCAUUAGAUCAUCUUGAGGAAAUCUGGUGGUGACUGUCCACUCUGCCACAGUAUUUGGUGCUGUCCAGUCACUUUGGCUGCUGACCACAGCCUCCUGAAUCCAUGAGCGACACAUCCAGCAGUAGGGAUGAUAGCAGCACUGCCAAUAAGGCCCCAUACAUAGUGUUCAAACACAGAUCAGCAUGCUCAUUCAUCCUGGGAGGGAUUUGAGAAGUGCCAGUUCUCCCACAAUAACCCCCCCAGGCCCAUCCUCCCACCCCACCUGAGCCCACAAAGCAAGUCCACCACCAUCACGGAGCCCCAACAGGCCUUUCUGCUCACUAAUGAUUUGUGAAUGUGUCUACCUGCUUGUCUGUUUGUCUGUCUGUCAUUGUUUACAAGAUGUACCUGUCUCUUGCAUUCAUAUGGUCUUUGUCUCUGAGCAAGUACUGUUGUUUAAUGUAUUCAUUUGAGAUUUUGCUGUAUUUAACAGAAUUUCUAUGUUUUCUAACCCAUUCUUUUUAUAUAAUUUAAUUUAUUAUAUUUAUUUGAGGAGAUUUCCUUAAUGCCUUCUCAAGAUAUUGUAUUGUAGGCUCCAGUGUGUGUGUUUUUGUUACAGCACGAGUGUGUGUAUGAUAGCGUGGAUGAGCAAUCGACUGUAGUUUUCAGUAUGGUAGGGCACAUACCUGUUGAUGUGUGACUGUGUCAGUCUCGCUGUACCGGUUUAAUUCAUUUGGAGUUUUUUGUGACACAGCUGAAAUGAUGAUUGUGAAUGGCCCAUGGACACACACACACACACACACACACACACACACACACACACACACACAUGGACCAUCCUGGAAAAGCACUGACGUUCCACCUUAAAGGUCCAGAUGACACUCAGUCUCACAAAUGGCUAAAUGACCCUUUUUUCUUUGUGAAGAGACUGUGAUGAGUGUCGCUGUGUGUGCGAUGUGCAGCUCACUCACUCUGACAUACACACUCCACAUAGAUAACAUGUACAUUGACACUGUACAGACUAUGUAAAAAUAAGUAUAUAGAGUAACGAGCAGAAAAAGCACCAUAAGUAACAGUGGAAAUUGCUAUGGACGUAAAUGUAACAGGGUGGGGGGGUUGUUUAAUUAAUUUAUUUUUUUUCUCCAAGUCUUGUUAAAGUGUAAAUUUUCUUCAUACUGAUCGAGGUCUAAAAGUGGCAAUUUAAAUACAUCAUGUCCACCCAUAAUCCAUUCAAAGUGAUUUUAAGCCCCGAUAUCUGUAACUGUCAGUCGCAUGUAUACUCCAAAAAGAGGUGGUUUGUCUGGAGGACCAGUUUGACAGUUAAGUUCUGGGCAAACCAGGGAUUUGCAGAGAAGAUUCUGUGAUGUGUCGCUGAGAUUAUGUGUUGCAUUAGUCAGCCAUCAGUCUACAGUAGCUGCAUCACCAUCUGCAGCUGAACCAUGCUACAAACAUUCUGUGCAAAGAGAGAGGCAGCUUUCUCUCAGACAGUAGGACCACUUGAGACCACCCACCUUUUUCUUAAGACUAAAAGUAGCUGCUACAUGCAAGAAAAACAUUAUGCCAGCGUCCUCCUGUCUUCAUAAACCCUUUUUACACCAACGUGGAACAGCUUCCGUUUCGGUUCUCGCACCUAAUUUUGUUUAGAGCAUUUUGACAACAACAAGAAAAAAGAUUGGUUCAGACCUAAAAAUGUUGGUUCCAAGCUGAAACCAAAAAAUAGUUGUUUUUUUAAAUUCAGCUUUUAUUAUAAAUACAAAGUCAGAUGUCAUGGAGAGCAGAAAUUGUCAGAAAGACAAGUGACAAGACUGAAAUUGAACAGUAAGGAAUAAAAAAACAAAACUAAGAGACAGCAUUGAAAAUCAAGUAGCAGAAUAUUACCAAAUAGCAGGUUAUAAUGAUGUAUGGUCAGUAUACUUUUCUUGUUAUUCACAUUCAAAAGACUUAAUUAAUUUUUAAAAAAUCUAUUUAAAAAUGUUGUAACAGGGGAUGAUUUUGCAGAUUUGGAUUUGUGUAUAUGAAAUUUCCCAAGCAGGAUCAGGAGGUUUGUCUCAAUGAAAUUAACAUUGCUUUCAAAGUAAAAAAUAACACCUUUGAGACUGAACUUCACAGAGUGACUGGUAUUUCUUAAAAUAUAAUAGCAGGUUUUUUUUGUUAACCUGAAGUGCAAACCGUGAUGACAUCAGUGCACAUGUCACAUUCUACAGGUUGGAAUGAGAGGAUGGAGAAGACAAUAACGAACAUUUAGCAAGAAAUCAUUGGUGGUCUCAUUGAUAGAACAAAAGGUAACAGGCAAUCAAUGGGUGCCAUCUUGCUACUACAAUUUACUUUUAUUGUGCAACGCUCUCUAUUGAUGACACAUCCUUGAUUACAGUGGUUCUGAUCAAAACUGGUGAAAACAAAGCAGCAACCAAAUGAAGACAAUGUGGAAGUGCCAAAAACUGCAGUUCAUAAAAUGUCCACUUGAGGAUGGAUCCAAAACAGAGUCAAUCCCCAUAGACCUUCAUGUCACUGUUAACAUGUCUGACUUUACAGCAGAAAUAACCAUGUUUACAGUCUGGUACAAAAAACAGUUUUGGUCUCUAUAACUAAUUUCAAUAUUCAUGACAACUGUCUUUGGGCAGGAUCCCACACACAUUUACAUUUUAUUAAGGCCCAAAGUUACACAUAUUUAAGGGCGGGGCUGUUUGAGUGACAGGCUGUCUGCGAGGCGUUGCUGCAAGCUGUAAGCCAGCUCCAUCCUCUCGUCCAAAUAAGGUCACUUCUGGCCCCACAAAACUAAGAUGGUGAUGGUCAAAGUGCCAAACUUGUCAGUCUAUGGUGGAAACACAGGCUGGUUCCCUAGAUAGCACCAAGGUUCCAAGAGUCCUGAACGGCUCCGGUUCAAGAACCAGAGCUCAUUUGGCAGAAAAGGGGUAACAGUGGGGCUGCCAGGUUUAAACACUGUCCUAACUCUACACAUCAGGCAGGUGACCCUCAGAUGAGUUGGUUACUAACUAACAAGAUACAAUGUGUGAAGUGCACUUACAAGUCAGUAAACCGGAGUCCUCAGAUAGAGGAUGGGAAGCUAACAUUGAGCAGACUAUCCUGUACCACUGCAGCUGUCAACAUGCUCAAUUGAUUUGAGUUUUUAAUCUUCGAGAAACUUUAAAAAGGGCAUAAAGUUCAGUUAAAGUCAGCCAGCUACUUGCCAGGAACUGCAAGUGGAAAAUAGAAAUUUGCUAAAAUCUGCUGCAUUACAUCUCUCCAUGUUUUAUGUGAGGUUAACGUUCUUUGUACUUUGUCCCUGUUCAAAUGAACACAUGCGAGCUUAUAAGACAAAAUCAUCAGAACAAACUUGUCCCUCAUUUGACAACUGACUUCUUAAUGGAGUAUAAAUAUGGCCAAAUGUUUAUUUGAUUUCCUGUAAAAUCACAGUAAAUGAGAAGCCUUGGAGAUAGCCUGGCCAGGCUGAAAUGUUGCGGUAGUGUGUAUGAGUGUGUAAGUGGUGUGUGUUUGUGAGAGUGUCCUUGUUUUAUGUACGAGAUGGUUGUAGAUAGACCCAACAAAUCAACCGAUUAGCAUGCAGACAUGGGGUCUUCACUCUCUACGACUUGAAUUUACUAAAAUAUGAGAAUAUACAAGGAAAACAAACUGAAUUUACAUAAACUAAUUGUGACAGUAUUUAGCUUUAAAAAUCCACUAAGAACAAGAUUAAGGUCUUUUAAUCUGUUUUUCUGAUUUGUUUUUUUUCUACUUGGUUCCUACUAAUGAUGAUUUGGUAGUCAGUGUCGAUGCUGUUCGUCUAAUGUAAAGAAAAUGACAAUGAAGAGAAGGUGUGAGAUAGCUGCUGUGAAACUGCUCUUCACUUUGACGUCAGUCCUCCAGGUUUUUCAGUUGUAUCUUAAUGUCCACUGUCACUCACACUCUGUCCAAGGGACGACUCUGGAAGUGUAACGGACGUUGGUUUAAUAAAUGAUUCAAAUGUCAAACUAA
Molecule: messenger RNA, 10445 nt
Organism: Epinephelus moara (kelp grouper)
Lineage: Eukaryota; Metazoa; Chordata; Actinopteri; Perciformes; Serranidae
Gene: arhgap39
Product: Rho GTPase activating protein 39
Exons: 12
Coding region: 215-3289 (1024 amino acids)
Biological process (GO): signal transduction
Cellular component (GO): cytoplasm; cytoskeleton
Molecular function (GO): protein binding; GTPase activator activity
Source: RefSeq, a predicted model, not a curated record